This is a messenger RNA of Spirodela intermedia, 8870 nucleotides long. Lineage: Eukaryota; Viridiplantae; Streptophyta; Magnoliopsida; Alismatales; Araceae. The record is from the annotation of a GenBank genome assembly.
AUGGCGUCUGGCACGGUGGCGAUCCGCGAGAUCUCGUCCAUGGCGACGCGCAGCGAGAGCUUGAAGAUCUCCUCCGGAUCGGAGGUGGAAUUCGCGCCGACGGCGGAGAGGCUCGAGUAGCAGGAGGACUCCAGCUCCUUCCUCACCACGCUGCACACGGCCUUGACAGAUCCCGUCCCUGCCGGCGAACCUACUCCUCCACCGGCGGAGGAGUAGCGAUUCCCGCGCCCUGCGCCGCUGACGCCGACGACGACCAACACCACCGCCACGAGAAGCAGAAGAAGGACAGUCGAGAGACCGGCGAUGGCGAGGCGGCGCUGCCGGUUUCUCUCCGGGAGCGCCCUCUCAUCGGCGACGGCGACGGCGACCUUCCCGUAACCCCUUAGCGUUUUGACGGAAUCCAUCCUCCUGCCGCUUCUGGUUUAAGCCCGCGUUUUCUCUGCAGUGGGAACCUGUAGAUGGAGUGGCAUUUUAUUUAUUGGCGCGGUGGGUGAGGGAGGGUCGUUGGUAGAAAAGGUCUCUAAAGCCCCCGAAUACCACGGGAUCCAUGCACAGAAAAAGGGUAUUAUAGUCACUUUCUAUGGCAGUGGGCGCCGGUGCAACUAAUUAUAUUACCUGUGAAAGGUGUUUUGGUAAAAUACAGGUAGCGACAGGUUGCUCUCCAGAGAGAGAGAGAGAGAGAGAGAGAGAGAGAGAGAGAGGGCAUUUGGAUAUUUGUCACUUCCGUGUUUGUGAAGAAUAGAUUAUAAAUUUAUACACUUUAGGACGCACAUUUUCACUUAAUUACCAAAGGAACCAGCACCUCAAGCUUGUCGUCCAAUGAACCAAUCCGAACCUUCCGAGAAAAGACAGGAUGAAAGCUAAGCAGCCUGCCUCGAGUGUCAUCUCUCUCUCUCGCUGUCUCUCGACUCCUCUAAUCGCUCCCUCUCCAUCUCUCUCUCUCUCUCUCUCUCUCUCUCUCUUCUCCUUAGGUGCAUGCAUGUAAGCAAGACGGGGUGCUUAUUUUUUGGGUUUUUUUCUUACUCCUAAUCCCGCCUGAAAAUUAAUUUGCGAUAUUUUCCGAUUAAAGUUUCCAAGCGUCCCCCCACCCCCCGAAUUUUUUUUUUAAUAUACGCCUCAGACUCCGAAGACAUCCCUCAUUUAAGUCAACAACAACGAAAAAGUUCAACAUCUAACAUUGAAAGACACGCAUUACGUCUAAUCCAAUGCUUUUUAGAUUUUUUUUCUCCUUAUUUGGACUGAUUCAUGCACUAAGCUGACACAUAUGGUGCCAUAAAUCAGUUGAUUUAACUCGGAUGGAGCAAGUUAACUCCAUAUUCCGUUAAUUAAUCCUAGACAAUCCCUACAAUGAGGGAGGCAUAUUCCAUCUGGGUGAUGGUUAAUAAUCCUCAUAAGAAUCUUGAGGAGAGAGGGAGGGCGGGAGGGAGGGAGGAAGAGAGAGAGAGAACCUAAAAAUAAUUCUUAGGAGAGAGAGAGAGAGAGAAAGAGAAAGAGAACCUUAGAAUAAUCCUCAAGAGAGAGAAACAAUAAUCCUUAGUAGGGAGAGAGAUAGAGAGAACCUUAGAAUAAUCCUCAAGAGAGAGAGAGAGAGAACAUCAAAACAAUCCUCAAGAAAGGGAGAGAGAUAGAGAACAAGAAUAUAUAGAAAUAAAUCAACAUCUAUACAUAUUUCUCAUGAUGAACUAAAUUAUUAGCAAAAUUAAUAAUUACUUUCUGUCACAACAUAAUUUAGGAGGAGAUGAACUUAGAAAACCUGAUUCUCAUAAUAAGAUCAUAAUAACAAACCAUAAAAAAUACUUUCUUGUAUUUCUUUAAACUCUACUUGAAUUAUAGCAUAGGCAACUGCACUUUGUUUUUUACUUCUCCAUGUGGCCAUAUUUCACCAACUAAUGUAUAAUACCUUGAAAUUUAUGCAUUAGCCCAAUUCACAUGUAUAACAUUUUAUUUCAAGGUGUCUAUGAGCAAUAUGAAGAAGAUCAUUGCCUGGACAUCUUUUGAGAUAUCAAAGUACACAAAUUACAACUAGAAUAGAAGUCAUCCAUAAAUUGAUUGACUACACUCACAACAUAAGAAAUAGCUGGACGAUUAUGUAAAAGAUAUAUGAAUCAUUCAACAAGUUGUUGAUAUUGUAGUUUAUCUACUUGUUCUCUAUUAUCACUUGAUAAGUAAUGAUUUUUCUCUAUAAAAAAUAAUAGUUAGUCUUCAACUCAUGACACUAGUUUUCAUAAGAAAAUCUAAGGUGUAUUUUAUUUAAGAUAGAAAAAUUCUUUUAGGAGAUUGAGAGACUUUAAUUAUGAGAACGUAAUUUAAUCAUCUCAUAUUAUUAUUUCAAAAGCUUGAGCCAAUUAGAUCUCUAAUUUACUGAUAUUUCUAACAUCAUCUAUUAUAGUCAUGAUAUCAACAACAUGUACAAUUAGGAUGGUAAUCAUAUGACAAUUACAUUGCAAGAAAAGAAUAUGAUUUAUAUUACUUUUUUUAUUUCCCCUUUUCAUUAUACUUUUUAAAAAAACAAUCAAACCAUGCUUGAGAAAAAAAAUUAAGACUAUAAAGUGACUAUUUAAGUGGCAUACCUUUUCAACUACUUGCGUAGUAUAAGAUAUUCCUACCAUUGUUCACAACACAUGAUAUGAGAGUUGUUAUUGAAUUCAUCUUGACAUCAUGUGCAAAUGUUUCUUUAUAAUCUAUCCCAUGUAUCUAUGCAUAUUCUUUUGCAACUAAGCAAACUUUAUAUCGAAGCAAGCUUCCAUGUCUUAAUUUUUUUUAGUCAUAACUUUCUUCCAUUUUUCAUCUUGUAAUGUCAUCUUUCAACCUGUGAGCAUGAAAAUUAUCAACAAUCAUGUAACAAAACUUUGAUUAGAUGAAGAUAAGAAUUUCUAUGACACAAUAUUAGUGAUGCCAUGUUCAUAUCUUUCAUCAUCUUUGAAAUGGAUAGGUAUACCAGUAUAACAAGUAAACUUUAUAGAGUUAUAAGAAUGUGUCAAUCAUUAUUAUCUUGAAUAGAGGGACUACUUGAUGAAUAAUGAGAAUCACUUAUUUCUAAGAAAUAAGUAAUAAAUAAUGAUGAUGUUGUUGUUACUUUGAAUGGUUAUUUGACAUAUAAAAAAUGGAGAACAAGUUCUUGUGAAUAGGAAUGAGCUUGUGACAUUGAUGUCUUUUGUUUUCAUAAAUUCUCAACUUAAAAAUCAGCACUCUUCUCAAAGUCAUCAUAAACUAUGUGAGGAGUAGAAGAGAAUCUGUUUUUAGGACAUUUCUUGCUCCCCUUGUUUGCCAUCAUUAUAUGCAGUAAGAGAAAUUGAAUAUGAGUAUUCAUAUAAAGGUUUUGAUUCUCUAAAUGUAACAUCUAGACUAAUUAAUAUUUUCUUCUCAAUUAGACACCAACACUUGGACCUUUUUUGUGUUGUAGAGUAUUACACAAAAAUGUAUUAAUGUAGAUGAGGAACAAGGUUCCUCUACAUGAUUAAUAAUCUUAUGUAAAAAAAUAUAUCCAAAACUCAUUAUAAACACUUUAGGGGUAUCUUAUAACCUAAAAUCUAAAGUGACACACGAUUAAUCAAAUAUGUUAGUGUCAUAAUUACCUCAUUAUACAAAACUUAAGAAGAAGUUGAUUAUAUCACUAUUCUAUUUUGAGAUGAGGUAUUUAUGUAUGUAGUUUGAUGAAUAAUGUCAUUAUUACACAUGUACUUUUGAAAUUCUUUAAAUGCAUAGUCUACAUCAUUAUCAAAGCAAAUUAUUUUAACUUUAGCUCCAAAUUGUUUCCCAAUCAUAUUAUGAAUUGAAAUAAAUAUACACUUCUUUCUAUUUCAACAAAUAUACCAAUGUUGACCUACCAAAACAAUCAAUGAAUAUAACAAACCAUCUAUGACUAGAAAUAACGGUUUGUACAUGUGGUCCCCAUACAUAUGAAAGCUUCAAAAGUAUACCAAACAAUCUGUCAACAUAUAGAUAUAAGUUUUUAUAUGUUUGGCUAAUUUGCAAGCAUCACACACUAUUUUUUUUAUUACAUAUCACAUAAGUAGAAGAAAAUAAUUAUUUCUUAAGUGAAAAAGGUGAAUGACUAAAUCAUUUAUGAUGUAGAAUCAACUUCACCUCAAUAAGAGACGAAGCCACAAAGCUAGUUUCAAUAUAGUUUUUGAUCAAUCCAUCAUUUAAAUAGUGAAGUCAAUCACACAUUAUUUCAGUCCCAAGUCUCUACCCUAUGGAAGGCAUGAAGCAUGAGGAAUUUGAUGAUAAAGAUAUUAUUGUGGUAUAAUUUAUAAUCUCUUUACUAACAAUUGGAUUCACUAGAAAGACUUGGUAGUAAAGCACACUUUGUUAUGACAAGACCAUGAAGUAAAUUAGAUAAAAAAAUUAGAUAAACUUCUCAUGUGACUAGAUGUCUUAGAAUCAAUUAUCUAAAAUGAAAAAUCAUUGCACAUACGGACUAAGUUCUGACCUCUUCUAUUUGUUUGAGUGAGGUUGUUGCGAGAUGUAGUCUUUGAAGAUUGUACUGAGGAAACCAUCAUAAAAUUGUCACCAUAUGAAACCUACAAGUUGGAUCUAAAUUUUUGAAUGAGUUUCUUUCUUGUGUUGUCAAUUCUCACAGAAAUCAAAAAAUAAGUUUUUUUUUAUUUCCUGAACCUUUAUUGAUUUGCGAUCUCCUUCUAUCACCAAAAGAUCCAUAACUACGUCUUUAAAGUCGCCUAUGUAAUUCAUAGUAAUAUACUUUUAUAUAAUCAAGUUUAUGAUAGAAUACUUGACAUAUCAAAAUCCUCAUCCUUAAGAGAGUCCACCUCCUUGAGAUAUAUUAGAAUCACUAAAAAGAGGUGAAGGUCGUACUAUCAAUCCUAAUCUAACAACUCUAAUUAUAUAUUGUAUCUAAAUAUAGAUGUGUUUAUCUGCUAAGGAUCAUAAAGAUGGACUUGUCAAGAGUAGGCCAAUCUUGUGUGUUCAAUAUAGAAGAAUGUUGAUGCUCAAAUUUUUUAUUUAAUAUAAUAUAAGAAAUCAAUAAGAUGUUGAUGUUUCACCCAAUUUUCGAAAAUGACAACAUUAUAAGUGAGUUAGAGUAAAACUAUUAUGAAAAUUGAAAUCAUUUCAUAUCUUUUUAAACUCACCCACAUAUUUUGUCAUAGACAGAACUUUUCAACUUUUAAGUUCCCUUUGUUUCUUGUGUGUAUGAAUAUGAUUACUUUUGUGAAAGUAAGUUUCUAUUGUAACUUGUCAUAAAUUAAUAUGCAUCAGUCGAUUCGUCAACAGUUCUAGAAUAUUAUGUUUCACAACUAGGGAAUUAUUUGAACUUCGCAUCUUGAAAGUAAUAUCAUCACCUAUAAGCUUCUUCUUUGAUACAUUAUACAUGUCUUGAAAUAUAAAAAAUAUAAAGAUAUGGAACCACCAAAAUUAUAUAAUUUUAUUAUACAAUUAUAUCCUUCAGUUUUUAUAUCACCUUCGAGAUCAUGUAAAUCAAGGACCAAAGAUACAUGAUGUAUCCAACUUAAAUGUUUCAGAUCUAUUAAAAUCAGUAGGAUUAUAUGCUUACAUCAUCUCUAUAUUCUACACAAUUAGAAAUUGAGAUUCAAUCAACUUGACUAGUAAUCUAUCUGAAGGUUUCAUUAUUACUUAAGUUGUAUCAGCUAUUAAAAUGGUGGGAAAAAAAUAUGUACAAUGUCAAAGGUAGAAGAAGAACAAUCUUGUCAAUCCAACUUAGCCACCAAGCCAAAUACCGACUCACUUCAAAGGUGAUUUAUAGAUAUUCAGCUAUAUUGAAACACUUUUGUUGAAAGAGGUCCUGCAAACUAUUGUUAAGGACAUGACUUGUUGCACAAUAUGAAAUAAAGAGUAGGGGAAGAGGAAGAACAGGUGGAAGCAAUGAGUGGAAUGUGCUUGUGGUAUGAAAAGGAAAGAGUGAGAAGAGGUCCUUGAGCACUAAGAAAAAUUUGGCUGCAAAAGAGGGAAAAACGAAAAUCCUUCCCCAUUUUGGCAGUAAGGUUUCGUAUCCCCUUUUUCUCAUUACUUCUCUUUUAUAAUAGAAGUCUUUAAUGUCCCCAAAAUACCCUUGACAGUAGGAAAUGGGCACACUCCAGCAGUCAGGGGGGUUCCCUUCAGACGGGAUAAUCGUAGGGGAAGGAAGUAGACUCGAGCCAACCGUCGCCGGAGAUGAGCGCCUCGACGGUGAACUCGACGGCGUCGUCGUACUCCAUCAGGUGGUGCCCCGCCCAAUCCACCCUCUUCUCCGUCCUCGCCCCUUCCCCUCUGUUCCUGUACUCCCCGUAAUACACCGUCUCCAACCCCUUUCUAGUGGCGUUCCACUCCCUCCACCCAGCCGGAUCCACCACGCUGUCCAUAUACGUCUCCAUGAACACCGUCCUCGAGUACUCCCUCCACGGCCUCCCCAGGUACGUCCUGGUGGCGCUGCCAGCGAAGUCCCCGGCGGCGACGACGGUGCAGUUCUGUAUCGAAAUCCCCGUGUUCUCGUUCGGGUCGUCCCUUCCCUGGGCAGUGAUGGCGUUGAACUGGCCCGGGAGCGGCCUCCUGGGUUGGAUGGCACAGCCCUGGAAGACGACGGCGGCGUUGCCGAAGAUAAAGUCGACGGUGCCAGAGAUGGCGCAUUCCCUGUAGAACUGCCGAAAGGAGUGCACAUAGAGGGUGUCCUGGUAGCCGCUGAAGCUGCACAGGUAGAAGGCGGAGAGGUCCGCGUUCACACGCAGCGCCACCGCCUGCGCGUUCUCCGGCCCCGCCGCGUUCUCCACCGCGAUGUCCCUCGCUAGGAACCCCUCCCCCGCCACCGCUGCUCCACACCCACUCGUCAUUUAUCUCUCUAGGCCCCCUAGAGAGAGAGAGAGAGAGAGAGAGAGAGAGAGGGCUGCUUUUUUACUGACCGAGGGUGGCGGAGCGGAAGGUAGUCCAGCCGCCGCCGACGCUGCGGGAGCCGCGGAUCACGGUGGCGUUGCUGCCGUCGCCGAGGAAGACGACGUUCGUCUUGUAGCUGGGGAUCUCCACGUUCUCGUUGUACACGCCAGCCCGCACGAUGAUGACGGUGCGGUCGCCGCUGUUGUUCGGGACGGCGGCGACGGCGUCGCCGAUAGUCGUGAAGUUGCCGGAGCCGUCCUGCGCCACCGUGAGCACUGAUCUCGGAUCGUACCCAUUUCCUGUAAAACCAUCUUUCACCAUUAAAAUCUACCAAUCGAUCGGGAAGAUGAUUCUACGGUUCUGAGAUUACUACCUUCGUCGGUGCUCUGUAGCAGCCGCCGGUCGCGCCGUGAUAGCCAAGCGGGGAAUUGGCUGCUACCAGAUAUGGACCCCGGCGGGUGCCGUCGCCCCCGUCGGCGGCCCCCCGGCGGCGGUGCCACAUUGGAGAGGAUGGAGAGGGCGUUGCUGACGGACUUGUAGGCCUCCGCCACCGCGCCGGCUACGGUCUCCUUUGCGGGGCCGGAGGCAGCGGCGAGGCCCUCGAGGCAGGUGGCGCGGUUGGUGAGGGCGGCGCUGAGAAAUGUGCGGACAUCGGAGAGCUUCUUGCCGGAGAGGACGAAGGAGGAGGACUUUCUGAGGCAGGAGAGGCUGAUCUGGUGGAGCUCCCAGCAGUCUUGGAGGGUGGCCCGCUGGUUCUCGACGACACCGGCGCCGGCGGAGCCGAGGAUUCUGGCGAGGUCUGAGGCCUCAGAGAGGGCGGAUUUCAGGGUCUGGAGGAGGAAAGUGAGGAUGGAGGGGCUGAUGUUGAUGUCAACGAAGAGGUUGAGGGAUUUGAGGCAGGUUUCGGGGUGGGGGGUGGAGUUGCAGAGUUUCUUGGCGGAGAGGGAGCUUGGGAGGACGGAGGGAGAAGAAGAGGACUCUGAGAGUGGCGGCGAUACUAGAAGGAGAAGAAGAAGAAUGCAGACUGUUGGCAAUGGUGAUGAAGAGGGCCGGAGGAGAGAGGAAGCCAUGGUGUGUCGAGGGUAGUCCCUACUGAGCGUGGAGCUCCUCUGUAAUCGCUGGAAUUAAGUAGUAAGAUGAAGCGCUUUGGAGCUACAGAAGUCGGUGACUGAUUCGUAUGACGAAUACGAGCCUGAGAGGGACUGCUGAGCCUCUCUGUCUCUCUCUCUCUCACACACACACACCCCACACACACAACGUCUACUGAGAUAUCUUUCCGCUCUCUCUCUCUCUCUCUCUCUCUCUCUCUCUCUCUCUCUACAUGAAGAACCCAGCCGCCGCCGUUCGAACAGAUGGCUAAGCUCUUACCUGUCGCGACCACAUGAAUAAAAGUUAGAGGUGUGGAGAGAGAAUGAGAAGUGAAGAGAUAGAUCGGUAGGCAUAGAGAGAAAUAGGUAGAGUGAGAGACGGAUAGAGAUUUAGAGAGAGAGACAAAUGUCGCAAGAUGAACACGUGGGUGUCUAGAGGGAGAGAGAGAGAGGAAGAUGUUCAGAGAGAGAGAUAAUCUGGCAUUUGCCGAUGUGGAACUAUUCGUAUAGUAUGCAUAAUUACUUUGAGAGAGAAAGAAAGAUAGAGGGAGCCAUUAAACAACUGUAGAAAAGCUGUAAGCGUUUGGCUGUGUCUGCCAAAUUAUUCAGCGAGUUAUGUCUAUCACAUGGCCAUCUUUUUCCUUGCCAUUACAUAUCGUGCUGGGGAGGGAGGGAGGGAAGAGAGAGAGAGAGAGAGAGAGUUAGGACAAAACAUAUGCCUGUGAGGGGAGGAGGGAGGGAUCGGUGGAUACCACAGACUCUCGCACAACACCUCUUGUACCCAUGCGGCCGACUGUCUGAACGGGGACGCGUGAACCAAGCAAGACGACGGAAGUUGGAUCUUUUUGCCACAUUUGAACCAGAGGGAGGGAGAGAGAGAGAGAGAGAGAGAGAGAGAGAGAGAGAGAGAGAGAGAGAGAGAGGGAGAGAGAGAGCUGCCAGGCGACUCUAACCGAAUAA